Centruroides sculpturatus (bark scorpion) is the source of this 1632-nucleotide messenger RNA. Its product is annotated as cadherin-like and PC-esterase domain-containing protein 1. The transcript has 8 exons. The record is from RefSeq and is a predicted model, not a curated record. The annotation marks the transcript as partial. Lineage: Eukaryota; Metazoa; Arthropoda; Arachnida; Scorpiones; Buthidae.
AAUUAUUAUACUUUACAGACCCACAAAUUACACAUUGGGCAUCGGUGUCAAUCGAAUUUCUCUUCUGGUAGUUGACGUUACUCACACCGAACCAUGGGUUAUCAAUACUUACAUUCUGUUAGUCAGACGUUUGCCAAUUACUCACGGCCAAUCCCCUUUCGAUCCUGAUCAGCCUCACCAGAUCUGCAGCCUGAAACAAGAGUGUGAGAUGCAAGUAUUUCCUAGUGAGAGUUGUGCCAUUAGAACUGAUGUCACGUCUGUACCCAAUUGGUCUACUUACCUUAAUCUUCGUGCAAAUCUCACGAUUUGUACCUCGGGAGAUGCAUCAGGUCGUUGGGUUCUUCCAUGUACAACGUGUUCUGAUAGGAAGAGUUGUUUCUGGAGCGAAGCAGUGUGGCACCCCUACAAUUGUCGUUACGUAGUACCAUCUAAAGAAGUAUUAUCUCGUUGUUUAGAUGGUAAAAAGAUAUUAUUUAUAGGAGACUCGACUAAUCGAGGAAUGAUGCAUUACGUUAUGGAGAAACUAAAUGGUUCUUUAAACCAGUGGGACAAGACACAUGACAUCAGAGUAUAUACAAACGUCAACAAAGGAAGGACAUUCGUUAGUUUCGCCUACUAUCCACAAUUUUGGCUACCAACAAACCAGCGGCCAGUGUUCGAUAAGGCAUUAUACCAACUGAUACAGAGAUCUCGUCCCUUGGAAAAUAAUACAAAUACCAUUUUGGUAGUUGGAGGCGUGCAUUGGUUAGCCACGCAACAUCUUCACAUGUUACUAAGAGCAAUACGGGUAGAACGGCUUCAUGGUAUUCGUCUUGUUAUGAAAACUUUGGGUUCAGGAUUCCAUCAACCCGUUGAAGGCGUUCAUACAUUAUCAAUGGAAGAUCAACGAAAGUUAUUACUUCACAGCAUGGGUCUUGCUGAAUUUGCCAAACAUUAUAAUUUCGACGUUAUUGAUACAUUUAACAUAACCAUUCCUAGAUAUAAGGAUUUCCUUCAAGGAAAAUGUGCCUGUCAUUUUCAUAGGGUGGUAGAUGUGACCGAGUCGGAUACAAAUCAAAGUGGUUGGAGGAACAAGAAGAAUACUUUUUCCAACCAGCCAGAGUUUCACGUCGAGGGAGAUAUUAAUGCCAUUUAUAGUGACAUAUUACUAAGCAGACUUUGUGGAGAUUACAUGUCCGAUAGAUGACAUCUAACCCCAUUGCAAUCUGUUCCUAAAUUAUUCGCCAAAUUAGAGUUAAUCUUGUAAAUAUCUACUUAAAUGGGCCACCGUCGAACAAAUGGAAAUCAAUCAAAAAAAUCUCGUGAUGCCAUUUAAAAAAAUACAACAAAGUACUGUAUCUUCGUGAAAGAUGUGGACCAAUAAAGGACUUAUAAAUUUGAAUAAACGUGAAACAACUAUAUUCACCCCCACUCGAUCGAUAGUAUCGUGUGGAUGAUGUGAAGUACCAUCGCAUUGCAAUAUGUUGCUAAAGCUUUUGUGUAUUAAAUCAUCGAUUUUGAAUGAUCUAGUGUCAUCAAUAAUGAAUAAAUUAGACUAAUAUAUCACGAAAGCACCUUAGAUACGCGCCAAAAAAGUUUUAUGCACAAAUUAUCUUUAAAGAAUUUGCUGCUAAACAUUUAUCUAAAUAAAAU